Messenger RNA from Cylas formicarius (sweet potato weevil), 1834 nucleotides. Its product is annotated as facilitated trehalose transporter Tret1-like. Gene Ontology annotation, molecular function: transmembrane transporter activity. Bases 294 to 1724 code for a protein of 476 amino acids. The record is from RefSeq and is a predicted model, not a curated record. Gene Ontology annotation, cellular component: membrane. Gene Ontology annotation, biological process: transmembrane transport. Lineage: Eukaryota; Metazoa; Arthropoda; Insecta; Coleoptera; Brentidae. The transcript has 3 exons.
GGCUCCUAUAGGUCAACGACUAUAAAUUUUGUUCUCUUGUAAUACAAAUUCGAGUAAAAAGGUAUACCUAUGCAUUUAAUUAAAUAAAUUUGUAACUCUAAGUAAAAAAACUAUUUUGUAUGGUGCAAUUUGCACUAGACCAGCAUUAAUUUUGACAAAAAGGUCCUCAAAAGCGAGCCGUACUUACCAGCUAGUGAUACAAGGUGCAGUACAUAUUCCUACCAAAAUUAGUUUUUUACCUAGAAGUCAAUUUGAAUAAAAGUCGUAAUAAAAUUUAAACAAAAGUAGUGAGAAUGGCGUCAAAUUAUAAUCUUAAAUCUACUUUUGAGGGCACUGGUUCGCAAUUGGUCGCUGUAAUUUCAGGAACAUUGAUUGCCAUAUCGGAUGGGAUGCACUAUGGAUGGACCUCGCCAAUCAUCCCGAUAUUAUUGGACGAGGCUAAACGACCUUUCGAAACGACUCUCCAUGAAUGUGAAUGGUUAGAAACCGUAUUAAUGGCGGGAGCAUUUUGCGGAUUGCCGUUGACGAUUUACUUCGUUGACAAAAUCGGAAGGAAGAACUCAAUGUUGCUUGCGUCAUUCGUCUCGCUGGUCGUAUGGAUUGUGAUUGGGAUCGCGAAAAAUAUGACAUACUUGUAUGUUGCCAGGUUCUUCGCUGGUAUGGCGGGUGAUAUGGCUUUCGUAGCUGCCCCCAUGUACAUAGCGGAAAUAUCUCAUCCGAAAAUACGAGGGUUUUUGUCUAGUAUUAUUUACCUGAUGAUGUUGUUCGGUAUUAUAUUAAUAUACACCGUAGCACCGUUUGUGCCUUAUUACGCACCAAGCAUACUAGGAGGUAGCUUGGUUUCCAUCGAACUCGUAACUUUUAUUUUUAUGCCCGAAUCGCCGUAUUAUUUGAUAUUUAAAAAUCAAUCCGAAAAGGCUCAAUCGUCGCUAAAGAGGCUACGGAAUAAUGUGAGGCCCGAGGAAAUUGAAAAAGAACUCGAGGAAAUAUCCCAGGGAGUACGACGGCAAAAGUCGGAGAAGGGGAGGCCCCAGGAUCUUCUUCUAGUACCGAGCAACAGAAAAGGCCUAAUUAUCAUGACGGUGUUAAAUGGGUUCCAGCAUUUGAGCGGCAUCAGUGUCCUGCUGAUGAACUUGCACUUAAUUCUAAAUGAAGCAGGAUCCACGUACAUAGACACUUCAUAUGCGGCUAUUAUUUUCUCAUGUCUAAUGUUCCUCGCAGCUGGAAGUGCAUCUCUAGUAAUGGACAAAUACGGUAGGAAAGUUCUUCUCACAAUUUCCGCAACCUUAGCUGGAUUCUCGUUGCUGGUCAUCGCAGUUUAUUUCAACUUAUUGACAAGUGGUCGAAACGUUGCAAACGUUAGUUGGGUCCCUGUCGUCGCUGUGAUGUUUUAUGCUGCCGUAUUCAAGUUCGGUUUGGGAAUAGUUCCUAUCGUUGUCACUUCUGAAAUAUUUCCAACAAACGUAAAGGCUGUGGGCAUGACCAUAGCGGAUUCGAUGUACGUAAUCUUUUCCAUCUUGUCCUUGGAGAUUUAUACCUCCCUUCAUGCGGCUUACGGUAAUCACAUUCCAUUCUAUGUGUUUUCUGGAUGUAGCUUUUUCGUGGUACUUUUUACGAUAUUUUUUGUGCCCGAAACCAAAGGGAAAACGUUGGAAGAAAUUCAGCAUCUGCUUAGGGGCAAAAAGGAAAACGGAGAACAACAAACGACGGAAGUGGAGGCAUAAAAUUCAAACGACACACACGACACAACGCACACUAUAUAUAUCCUACUCGAGGGAUCACGUGAUUAAAUAGAAAUCAAAGUGUAUUUUUUUAAUAAAUGUGGAUUGGGAAA